This is a messenger RNA of Didymodactylos carnosus, 739 nucleotides long. The record is from the annotation of a GenBank genome assembly. NCBI's taxonomy places the organism in Eukaryota, Metazoa, Rotifera, Eurotatoria, Philodinida, Philodinidae.
AUGCAACAGUUACUGUUAACUGUAACUGUAAAAACUGAUUGUCAGCAAUUACCAAUUACUAGUGUUCGUUAUGAACGUUUACAAUGUCCGAAUUAUGAUUUAUGUCAAGCUUGUUAUAGUGAGAAAGAAAUACAUAAUGAACAUUCUAUGGCUGCAAUACGACAACCUUGUCAGGUAUACAGAUGUUUUGUUGCAUACGAAAAGUCACAAUUUAGGUGACAGUGUAGUUCAUGUGAUAGGUUUGUAGAAUACUUUUCAAUGUGGGCAAAAAAAUAAUUGGUGUUCAACAUCAGUUCUGUGAGAAAGCAACAAAAUACUGACAUCAAAAGCAAUAUCUGAGACACCUAUGCGUCUGACUUGAUCGAAUCUAUGAUAAAUUGACUCUGACCAAUUUCUGUUAAGAACUUCAACCAAAUCAUAAGCGAUUACUAUUCGAACUAUUGUUGUGUAUCAUCAGCAAGUGAUAUGAUUGAUUCCCAAUUAGAGAUCGACGAUCCACUGUGCGAAUCCGUGAGGCAAAUGGCUGAUAAAUAUUGCGAAUUCUCUAUUAUUCUCUGACUAGUUUAGGUCAUCACCAUCUAGAUUAGGUAAGGAUCGAUUGCGAAUUCUCUAUUAUUUUUCGACUGGAUCAGGUCACCAUAUAGGUUUCUUACGGAGACCGAAACGGGUCCGGUCGGAUCCGAUUGUCUCGGUUUCGGUUCGGGUCAAUGUAAAAAAUAUUGGUUCGGGUGGGAUCGGG